AUGAGACUUCUCAACCCUCUACCAGAAAACAAUUGGAGAGACCCGGGACGGGGAGAACGCGUUGCACCACCUGCGAACCAGCUACACCACGACGGUGCCAUUGCACCCGCAGUAGGCGUGCACGAGCUAACGCAAGCCCAGCUAAACCCAGGACCAAAAAGAUAUAGUAACGCGCUUGUCACCAUGGUCGAGGAUUGUCUGAGACACAAUGCCACCCAGCGAUCUACUGCUGAUAAUUUGCUGCAGACUAUAAAUGCAAAUGCGAAUUUCCAGGGAAUGGACACAGCAACAGCAGCGAAUCUGACUGCUGCCCAGAGGGAACUUUGCGUAGAUCUCGACAAUGAGCAAUACAGAAUCGGCUCAUUGUUCUAG
Molecule: messenger RNA, 372 nt
Organism: Aureobasidium namibiae CBS 147.97
Lineage: Eukaryota; Fungi; Ascomycota; Dothideomycetes; Dothideales; Saccotheciaceae
Exons: 1
Coding region: 1-372 (123 amino acids)
Source: RefSeq, a predicted model, not a curated record